GAAGGCUACUAAGUGAAUGUGUCACGUUACGACGAAGGAAAAUCUAUACGAAAGGGAUUUAGUUGUUUUAUUGUGAUUUGCUUCGUGAUGGGAUUCACAGUGAUUGGUUAAUCUGUUAACCAAGAAAGCUACUCACGAUACAUGGUCGACUGGUAUGAUGGUAUCGGCUGAUAACCUGUAACUUUUGUUGUAAACAACGUUGUUUUUAUUUUUGUACUUCCUUGCCGAAGAAGGAAAUUGCCUUUUUGACGACCGUGUGCAUUUGAUACCGCUUUUACACCUCAAGAUGCCUCCCAAGUUUGCCAGAAUACCAGACAGUUCGGACCUCAGAUCAGCCCAUGACGUUGAACGGCAAGGACUGCUCGAUGGCGACGAUUCUGAUGAAGACUUCUUUCUCAGGGGUCCCUCAGUGUGGACAAACAAUCUCAGAUCAGACCCGAAAGUAUCUAGACUGCAGAACCAGGUGGAUGAUGUGGUGGAUGUCAUGAAGAACAAUGUCAGCAAGGUUCUGGACCGUGGCGAGCGUCUCGAUGACCUGCAGGAUAAAUCAGACAGCCUUGCCAGCAACUCGGACAUGUUCGAUCCAGAGCCAAGGGUCUGCAGAGAUCCAUGUGGUGGAAGAACUGUCGGGUGAAGAUAAUCUUAGCAUAUCUGGAGAUUAUCGAGGAUGGCAUGUAUCGUGGUUGUGCUGGCUGUCAUCAUAAUUCCAAUAAUCAUCAAAUCUCAGCAAUAACCACAGAAGCUCUGAGAAUUGAGAUGAAGUCGGCCUUUGCUUCCUGGAUGCAAAGUACACCUUGAUGGGAGUACACCAUGGUGGUAGUACACCAUGGUGGGAGUACAGUGUACACCUGAAUGUGAUGUUGUUCUAGGAAACAAGUAACAUUUAUGGGUUAGAAGCAAACAGAAUGUCUUGUGGGUUGAAAUCAGUUGAGGUUUAGAUAUACUAUGUCAUCUUUCUAUGAUCUGUGGAAAUCACUCUGUGACUGGAAAAGGUUCCCUCUGGUUAGAUAUAACACAUUGAAUAGUUAUAUCUAAAUAAUGUUUCAAAUUUGUAAAUAUAUUUUUUCACCAUAAUGGGGCAAUUGACUUGUACAUUUAUCAUUAAAUGACAAAUAUUUUUGCACUGGUCAUAAUAACAGAAACUUGAUGUGCAUAUUUGCUUGUAAAUAUCUGCUUCACUGGUUAGAACAAUCAACAAAGAUCAACAAUGAACUUGCUUCUACUCACAGUGGAUUAGUAACUUGUGUGUGGUCAGUUGAGGGUGUUGAAUUGUUCGUGUUAGUGUCAUUUC
This is a messenger RNA of Haliotis rubra (blacklip abalone), 1291 nucleotides long. RefSeq names its product vesicle-associated membrane protein 4-like. Lineage: Eukaryota; Metazoa; Mollusca; Gastropoda; Lepetellida; Haliotidae. The record is from RefSeq and is a predicted model, not a curated record. Bases 287 to 634 code for a protein of 115 amino acids. Gene Ontology annotation, cellular component: membrane. Gene Ontology annotation, biological process: vesicle-mediated transport; Golgi ribbon formation. The transcript has 8 exons.